CGGAACGGUUUUCGGUCUCCAUGUUUGCGAGUAGAAAGGAUUUUGAUCGCAGCAAAAAUUUUAGUCUGUGGGUGGGCACAAAGCAUUCAAGUUUUAAGUUUUUCAACGUGCGGCGCCACAGAAAUUUCACGGCUGUAGGUUGGCGCUAAAGUUCUGAGUUUCGUAAUUCCAUUGAUCUGGUUCUUCUCUGUGUGUUCAACAUCGAGUCCAGGACAGCGCGUGUUUCUUCAUCGCUUGUCGCGUUAAGCCAUGGACUUUGAAUCAAGCUACGAUAUUUCCGCCACUGCGGCCUUCAUUCACAGCCGCAACUUCCCCAGAGUUGCUUUGCAAUUUCCAGAUAACCUCCUAAAAGAUUCAACAAAAGUGGUUGCAGCAUUAAACCAACGCCUUCAAUCACUUAGAGAAAACGAUGUCACAGGAAGUGUGGAUUUGACAGAGGCAGCGUUGUAUGUGAUGGCAGACACAACAUAUGGUAGUUGCUGUGUUGAUGAAGUUGCAGCGUUACACAUCAAUGCUGAUUGUGUCAUUCAUUAUGGACAGACAUGUUUUAGCCCGACAACAACUCUACCAGCUUUCUUUGUUUUUGGGAAGGCUUCUAUCAGCAUAGCUAACUGUGUUGAAAGUCUCUCAAAAUAUGCUCUUUCGUGUAGCAAGCCUAUCAUGGUUCUUUUUGGGCUGGAAUACUCAUAUUCAAUGGAACACAUUAAAUCAGCAACAUUAGAAGCAUUAAUGUCAAGUAGAUCUGAGUUGAAAUCAGAAGUUCAUUUUGCUGAUGUUCCAUCUUCAUUUAUGUUUCCAUCAAAAGAUUUCAGAAACUUAAAUGGGCUGCAGGAAGCAGCUAAUGGUUUGACCAAUAAUGGCAGUUCUAAUGAGACUAGUGGACCUAUGUAUAGCAUCGGAGGAUUGGUUUGGAAAUUACCCGAGGGAAAAAGCAUGGAUGACUUCUUGAUCUUUUGGAUUGGGCUUGAUAAUUCAGCAUUUGCAAAUGUUGUGCUCACAUUCAAUGCCUGUGAAACAGUCAGAUAUGAUGCAACUGAGAACCGACUCAUGACUGACUUGUCUCAACAGAGGAGGAUUCUUAAACGUAGAUAUUAUUUAGUUGAGAGGGCUAAAGAUGCAAAUAUCAUUGGGAUUUUGGUGGGAACUCUUGGUGUUGCUGGUUAUCUUCACAUGAUACACCAGAUGAAAGAACUCAUUACCAGUGCAGGAAAGAAGGCCUAUACUUUGGUCAUGGGAAGACCAAACCCAGCUAAACUUGCUAACUUUCCUGAGUGUGAUGUUUUCGUUUAUGUCUCCUGUGCCCAAACUGCUCUCCUGGAUAGCAAAGAGUACCUAGCCCCAGUUAUUACUCCAUUUGAAGCAACAAUAGCUUUCAGCAGGGGAAGUCAAUGGACAGGAUCCUAUGUAAUGGAAUUUCGUGAUCUAAUACAUUUGCCUCAAGUGGAAGCUAAGAACCAGGAAGAAGCACGGUUUUCAUUCCUGCAGGGUGGAUAUGUGGAAGAUAUCUAUGGCCACGAAAACGCCGAGGAAGAUAGAGAAGCCCUUGCUUUAGUUCAUGCUACAGAGAAGGCAUUGCAGUUGCGGGAUCACUGUAGUUCUCUAAUUAAAAGGGAUGCUAAAUCAGGAGCUGAGUUUUUCGCUGCAAGAUCUUAUCAAGGUCUGAAUAUUGAUAACGAAAACACUGUACCUGAGCCGUAUUUCAUAGGAAGGAAAGGAAGGGCAUCAGGUUACGAAGAUGAGAAAAGCAAGCACGGAUCUUAGUUGCAGUUGGUGAAGAUGAAUGAUAAGCAUAAGUGAUUGUGAGACUGACCCUGAGAUACCUUCUUUUUGUCAAUAUAUGAGAAAGAGGAGCAUAAACCUUGAUUCUAGCUUUGUGUUGCAGGCCCCAGUUUUGGUUACUCAGUUUGGUUUAGCUUAGGAGUUCCUCACUAACAUGUUUGUUGUACGAUAGUUCUGAAGAAUUUUGAAUGGCAGCAAGCUUUUGUGUUUGCCAUAGUUUAAACAGUACUUGAUUUAUCA
This is a messenger RNA of Prosopis cineraria, 2019 nucleotides long. RefSeq lists its product as uncharacterized. The transcript is spliced from 10 exons. The coding region runs from base 250 to 1761 and encodes 503 amino acids. Gene Ontology annotation, molecular function: 2-(3-amino-3-carboxypropyl)histidine synthase activity. Gene Ontology annotation, biological process: protein histidyl modification to diphthamide. The record is from RefSeq and is a predicted model, not a curated record. Lineage: Eukaryota; Viridiplantae; Streptophyta; Magnoliopsida; Fabales; Fabaceae.